This is a messenger RNA of Harpia harpyja (harpy eagle), 4698 nucleotides long. RefSeq names its product P2X purinoceptor 7-like. Gene Ontology annotation, biological process: monoatomic cation transmembrane transport; response to ATP. Gene Ontology annotation, cellular component: plasma membrane; nuclear inner membrane. Lineage: Eukaryota; Metazoa; Chordata; Aves; Accipitriformes; Accipitridae. The record is from RefSeq and is a predicted model, not a curated record. Gene Ontology annotation, molecular function: ATP binding; extracellularly ATP-gated monoatomic cation channel activity; purinergic nucleotide receptor activity.
GGACGGGCUCGGUUCUCCCGGCGGAGGGCGGAUCCUUGCCCUCUCCUCCCUUGUUUCGCUGUCCUCGCAGCCGGCCGCGGCCUGACAGGAGGCAAGGCGGAGCAGCAGGCCGCACCGAGAGGUCGCCGCGGCCUGCCCCGGGCAGCCCUUCCCGCCGCUCUGCUUUGCCAGCCCCGUGGGGCUCUGGGAAGCUCAAUCUCUACCCCCCCCCCCCUUCCUGCCCCGAAUUGGGCAGGAAUUGGGAUUUUUAUCCCCAGCUCCUGACCUGGGGGUAGCUGGUGGCGGUGCCACAGCAGCAGGCUCUGCCCGCUGCCAUGGUGUGAGGCAGCACCAUCGCUAGACAUGGGUUGGGUUUCGCAGUAGGGCAGGGUCGAUGCCGCUUCGCUGUGUGGGAAGCGUGGCUGUGGUCACUGGAGGUGAUGCUGGGGCCUACGCGCCAUAGGCCAUGUCUCUCGUGGGGCUUCUUCACAGCACAAGUGCUCUUGAUGCAAGGAACGGCAGAAAUAGUUUUGAGAUUCACCCUUUAAAGUAUAUACUUAGCUUUGCGGUUUCUUAAGAGCGAGGCUGUUGUCGCAUGUGUAGGAGAUGUACAAACAGAUUGAUGCAGUUACCCAAUUAAGAUUUCUGGCAGUCUUUGACAGCAUAAAGAGGUGUCAAGCGUGGCUGAUGUACAUAUCAGGUGAAUAGUUACUUCAUUUCUUUGAAAUGGAAAAAUGUGGAACAGGAAUGCCGGUCCCGUGCCUAGGCUUCGUGAGGGGCAAAUGGCAGAUUUACGUCGCUCAGGGUUGAACAUAAGUUGUCAGUGUGCCUCAAACUAGUGAUAAAUAUGUAGUGCUAGCUAGCUACACUAAAUCUGAAACAGGGAUGGGAGCUUCAAAAACACCAAUCAAUCAAAAAUAGACUAUUAAAGUGAAAGUUGUUCAUGAAACGGGUAUCUCUUGAUCUGCAAGUCUUUUGUUGCACAUCCUUCAAACCCCAUGCUUGGACCUUAAAUAGGUGGAUUUUGGAGCCUCUGCUAUUGCAAUUAGCUUCUUGGAUAGUCUUAGAAUCCCAUGUGAGUCCACAGAUGAUGGAUUAAAAUAUGCAGUGAGUCAUAUUAAAUUGGUGCCAAUUGAAAUGCACAGGUUGUAAAUCACUGCAGAAUUUGACUCAGUAAAUAGCAAUCAUAAAUGUAAUACUUUGCAAUUCUAAGCACUGCGUCUAUCUUAGGUUAUUUCCUUUUUUCUUUCUGAGGAACAGAAAACACUUCAUAAAAUACUGAUUUACUGGUCUUUGCGGGAAGCCUGGAAAGUGACACUCCAUUGGUGUCCCAGCUUUUAACUGGCUAAACUAAGUUAUAGGGGGGGAUGGAUGAGUUGCUUCUGAUUGUGCGUGAAAGCUGUGGUAGAGCCAGGAACAUAAUCCAAGUCUCCUGACUCCUGGGUUUGAACUUUAAAACCAGAUCAUGUUUCCUUUGUGCUUUCAGUCUGUAUACUGACCUUUAGGAAUCGUAUUUACCUACAAGUUCCCAGAAGAGAUCUACUUUCCCUUGACAUGCUUUCCUGGUAUCAAUUACACUUUUCUUCUGAUGAAUAUUUUGAGCAUAUAGAAUACACGGAGAGAGCAUAUGAAAAUGGAAUUUCCUGUGCAGGCACUGGGGGCCAGGUCUGCUCCCUGUAGACUGCAUUAAUAGGUAAUAGGAAGUGGUGGAUGUGGAUCCACCACUUAAUGCUAAAGAAACACUGUUUCCGUAAAUACUUAUACACAUCCUUCCUUCAGACCUCACUGCAGAGGAGGGAGUGAUGGUGCCCACAGUGCUGAGGAUGGAGAGGGAUCUGUGCUGGGCACAGUGGGAGGGUGCUGCUCUGAGAUUCUCCUUUACAUCAGACUAUUUCAGUCUCAACACCUUCCAAGAAGCAAAGGACUGUUCCCCUCUUCUCAUGUCUCUGUAACGUUAAAGAGGGAAUAGAUAAAGAAGAAGAAGGAUGUCUGAAAACUUUAGAAAAUGCCAAGCUACUGCUGUAUGGAUGACUGCCUUGCAAAACUGUGAGAGAGCUCAACCAUAGAGACCAGCAAAUCAGAGUGGAAAGAAACCUGAGCAAAUCAAAAUCAGGCUCCACGGGCAAAGAGAGAUCACCUUAUAUGGGAACAUCAUGGGCAAGAAGAUGAAUACGUCCGGCCGAGCUGCUGAGACUGAGCCUGAGAUUUACAGGUCCCACCUCGACAGCUCUGCAUCUUUACAUCUCCACCUCCUGUGUUUACAGUGUCAGAUGGUGGCCUCAUACCUGCUCCUUGGCCCCCUUGGACCAGAUGCAAAUAGUUGGCUUGCAGCACACUGACCAGCUCUGGCUCAUGCAUGAUUCUGGGGAGUAGGAGAAGCUGCAGCCAAAGUAUGUGCCAUGUAUUGGUUCUGCUGAGAGGAGUAGUGGCUUUAUCACUCCCUUUUAAUCCCAUGACCAAUACAAUACGGAUACAUGACCAGUUGGAUACAAAACCAAUCUAAGACCACAUAGGAUGGUGUCCCAUGCAAUGUGAGAUAAGCUGGAGAUCUCCGUGGUCACUGAUGACCCAAAAUCUUGCUUUACCAUUGCUCUGUGCUUUGCAUGGCUAUUGCAACUCCUCCAAAGUGGGUGUUGCAUGCAUCUGCCCAGUCCAGAAAUGCAUUAUACCUUCUUUGCAGUGGUGCAAAGUGUUGGGUGGUGGAGAGUCAGGCCCAGAGAAGGUCAGCGUGACACUGGCUUCCAUCCAUUUAGCCCCAUCUCUACAGUUGUCCCAGUGUUACUUCAGACUGGCAGAGACGAGUAGUACUGAGGAGAGAUGGUGUCAUCAACAGAAGGUGACAGGAACAGUGCUGAGCAAUCAGUUCUGCAACUCCAGGGUGAAAUUUGGUGCUUUUUCUGGGAACAAACCAAAGGACAUGGCUCUUCAGGCAGUUCUUGAUUCCAUCAACUGCCGUUCUUUAAAAGGCCUGUGGUACCAUUCUCAUACAGGUUUCUGACUGUGCCUUUAAGUGGGGUGGCCUGAGAAAGAUGCAGGGGUGGAAGAAGACAGCACCAGGCAGCUGCAGUUUUCAAAAGCCAUUGUAUACUGAUCGCUUACAGACUCUAUCUGGAGACGGAUGAAGUUAACAGCUCAGUUUGCACUGCUGUGAAGGAAGUGGCUUACACAAACAACAGGAUCUGGGAUACAGCAGAAUACACUAUACUGAUGCACGCAAUAGACUCUUUUUUCGUGAUGACCAACACCACUGAGACAGAGAAUCAGCUUGAGCAGAGGUGCCCUGAGUAUCACUUUGCCAAAGCUAUCUGCUCUGCAGAAAAGUCCUGUGAAAAAGGGAGUGUAGAUAUCCACAGUGAUGGAAUUCAAACAGGAAGAUGUGUGAAUUAUAAUGCAACUGUUAAAACCUGUGAGGUCAGGGCACGGUGCGCUGUGGAAUCCAUGGCAAAACCCCCUGAGCCUGCUGUUCUGAGGAGUUCUGAAGACUUCACUGUGCUAAUAAAGAACAACAUUCACUUCCCAAAAUUUAAUUACACCAUACUAAAUAUUUCACCAAAUUUAAAUACUUCCUAUACAUACAACAAUAUAACUUCCCCGCUUUGUCCAAUUUUCCAUCCAGGAGAUAUCCUUCAGGAAGCAAAAGAGAAUUUUUCUGAAGUGGCAAUAAAGGGAGGAAUCAUUGCCACUGAGAUUAACUGGGACUGUAACUUGGACAGCUGAUUUUAUGUCUGCAGUCCAAAAUAUGCAAGGUACUACAUGCUACCACAUGGGAAGGAGCAGAGAACCCUUUUCAAAGUCUAUGGAAUACAGUUUGAUGUCCUUGUCUUUGACACAGUAAAUGCAAUUCUCCUUCCUUGUGGAGGGAGAAGAAAGCUUGCUAUUUCCUUAGCGCCAGUUCUGCCAUAUACCCCUCUCCUUUCUCCUGUCCAUCAUUCUGGGAUGGAAAUUUCUGGAGACACAGUCUCAUUAAGAAAGUGGAAUCACUACUUGCUUUUUUUUCGUGUGCAAGUUGUGAGUGCCAUUGAAAUUGCUAUUUGUGUAGGUAAUGACUCCAGCUGCGGCAAAUCACCGUUCUACAAAAUUUACAACAGGAAGAAGUAUGAGACUGUGCUGAAUCCAAGACAGGUGAUGUACGUGUCCUGUGUUGAUGAGCCACAUCAUCAGUGGUUAUCGUGGAUAAAGAAGCCUCUGAAAACAAGCUCGCAGCAUGCUCAAGGCAGCAUUUUUGAGAGCCACCCUGUGAAAUUCUGUGAUGCUGGCAGCUGCUGCACCAGUGAUGAGUCCAACAAGAACCAUAAUAAUGAACAAUGUGAGCUGGGACAAUCUCUUAGACAAGGGGCCUCUUCCCCAGACUGCCAAAAGUGGUGCUUCUGUGGCAAAUGCCAGCCAACACAGAAGUACCAUGAGCAGCUCUGCUGCCGAAGGAAAAAAGGGUAGUGCCUCACAACCUCCCAUUGGUUUCAGCAGCUGGUGCUGUCCAGUCACACCCUGAAGAAAGCCCUUCUCUACAAAGACCCCUUUCUGGACUCGACGGAUGGCAAUAUCAACGACCAGCUGUCCCCUUCUUACAAGCAAUGCAUUCACUGGCGCUGUGGCUCUUUUGAUCUGGAAGACAGAGCCGUCAUCCCAAGCUGCUGCAGGUGGAAGAUGAGAAAUACUUAACCCAAAGCUGUCAACAGCUAUACUGAUUUUAAGAUGGAAGGAGGAUGUAGCACAAUUUGA